AUGGCUUCCAACACGGCCACCAUGAGCAACCUGCCGCGCGGGGCGGGAAUCUGCACCACCAUCCCGGACAUCCUGUACCUGCCCGAGUUGGUGUUUGGAGGUCUGGUGUGGAUCCUAGUGGCGUGUACUCUGGUGGACCCAGCGAACCCACAGGGCUGGGUCAUGUUCGUCUCCGUCUUCUGCUUCGUCAUGACCUUCAUCUGGAUGCUGGUGUUCGCCUGCGGGGGGCAUCACAACAGGAGCAGCUGGGCCGCCGCGGACUUUAUUUACCAUGGCGUGGCAGCCUUCUUCUACCUCAGUGCUUCAGUGGCUUUGGCGAAAGUGACCCUGGAAAAGAAAGAUGGCACCAACUUCAAGAACUACCAGCUGGAUAUCUCUGCCGUGGUAUUCUCUUAUAUGGCUACCCUGCUGUACUUCAUCCACACCAUUCUGUCUGCCAUCAGAUGGAAGUCUUUCUGA
Lampris incognitus (smalleye Pacific opah) is the source of this 459-nucleotide messenger RNA. RefSeq names its product myelin and lymphocyte protein-like. Bases 1 to 459 code for a protein of 152 amino acids. The record is from RefSeq and is a predicted model, not a curated record. Gene Ontology annotation, cellular component: membrane. NCBI's taxonomy places the organism in Eukaryota, Metazoa, Chordata, Actinopteri, Lampriformes, Lampridae. Gene Ontology annotation, molecular function: structural constituent of myelin sheath. Gene Ontology annotation, biological process: myelination. The transcript is spliced from 4 exons.